Racocetra persica is the source of this 502-nucleotide messenger RNA. The record is from the annotation of a GenBank genome assembly. Lineage: Eukaryota; Fungi; Glomeromycota; Glomeromycetes; Diversisporales; Gigasporaceae.
AUGGGCAUUAAAAAUUUAAAACCAAAUCCUAAAGUUAUUGUUACUUUUGGCUCUAUUGGGGCAGGAAAAACAACUUUUUUAAAUGAAUUAAAAGUUUUUUUUGAAAAUCAAGGACUGACAAUUUAUCUUCCUGAAGAAAUGUCACUUCGUCUUGGACAAGAUUUGAAGUAUUUUUAUCAAGAUACUCAAAGAUAUGGAUUUAUGUUUCAAGAUCUUUUAAUUGAUGCAUAUCAGAAAGAGAAUGAAAUAAUCAGAAAAGAUAAAUAUGAUAUCUAUUUAAUUGAUAGAACUACUAAAGAUACUCAAUUUUUUUCUGAAAUUCUUAUUAAUGAUAAAUUGAAACUUAAUUAUUUUAAAAAAAAAUUAAAUAAGGAAGAACAAAUUAAUGCUAAAUAUAAUUUUUUUAUCAAAUAUUUUCCUGAAAUCUGUUAUGAACGAAAAGUUAAGAGAAAUAGAAAGGGUGAAAAAGUUUUAUUAGAAUAUUUAAAAACUCUUUGUGCAG